AUGUUUUGUGGUAAAUUUUUAGUUGAUACAUUAAACUAUUAUAAAGUAACUACUAUUGAAUAAACCAAAGUAAGAAUCCAAUAAAUGAAGCCCUGGAUAAUAAAAAAUAAAGAUGAAAGAGAAUAAAGGAAUAAAUUAUUAUAAUAAUAUUUUAGAUUAAAUAAUGGAUUUUAAACAAUCUAUAAGUGA
Messenger RNA from Paramecium octaurelia, 189 nucleotides. The record is from the annotation of a GenBank genome assembly. Lineage: Eukaryota; Ciliophora; Oligohymenophorea; Peniculida; Parameciidae.